This is a messenger RNA of Vanrija pseudolonga, 938 nucleotides long. RefSeq names its product Esterase OVCA2 (gene Ovca2). The record is from RefSeq and is a predicted model, not a curated record. Gene Ontology annotation, cellular component: cytoplasm; nucleus. Gene Ontology annotation, molecular function: hydrolase activity. Bases 60 to 893 code for a protein of 277 amino acids. Lineage: Eukaryota; Fungi; Basidiomycota; Tremellomycetes; Trichosporonales; Trichosporonaceae. The transcript is spliced from 7 exons.
CGGACAUCGACAACUUUUCUCUCCCCAUUCUCCAUCUCACAUAAGCACAAGUAGCAACAAUGGCGCCAACACGGAUCCUCGCCCUCUGUGGCUUCACGCAGAACGCGACCAUCUACUCGAAGCAGCUCGGUGCCGUGCGCAAGACGGCCAAGAACGCCGAGUUUGUCUUCCUCGAGCCGCCUAUUGUCGUGCAGAAGGCCGACAUGCCGUGGAACGCGGGCUCGCUGGACCAGUUCGCCUCCAACGCCACUACCGAGGAGGAGUCGCAGACGCCCGAGACGACGCCGCGCGCUUGGUGGCUAUCGUCCGGUGACACGGCGGACAAGAAGGUCUUCCGGGGGUAUAACGAGAGCAUAAAGUACAUCCACGACUUCAUGGUCUCCAACGGCCCGUUCGACGGCAUCAUGGGCUUCUCGCAGGGCGCGUGCAUGGCUGCUGUUGUCGCGGCUUUGCUGGAGAAGCCCGGUCUCCACCCAGACUGGACGCCGUCCCCAGCACUGCCAAAGCUCAAGUUCCUGAUCGCUGUUGGCGGCUUCCUCCCAGCAGCCGUUGAGCCCUCGUUCGACAACUACUUCCCCCUCCCGGCUACUCUCCCCGUUCUGCACGUCCUGGGAAAGAACGACGUCGUGGUGUCUGCCGAGCGGAGCCAGUCGCUCAUCGACGGCUCGCUCAACUCGCGUGUGGAGCAGCACGACGGAGGCCACUUCACUCCCUCCAAAGCGUCAUGGCGCCACUUCUUCAACGCGUACAUCACCGCCGUCGCCAACGGCGAGGACCAGAACGACGUACCUCCCGUCAACUCGUUCGGGCCGUCCGGCGCCAACACCCCCGCCACGGGGUCUGGCACGCCGCGGUCUUCCACGCCGGCGCCUGCCGAGCUGGCACGGCCGUAGGCUGUGUUGUGGACAUGGGAUCAUGCAUAGGCAUAAUGGUUGUGG